Molecule: messenger RNA, 1425 nt
Organism: Ostreobium quekettii
Lineage: Eukaryota; Viridiplantae; Chlorophyta; Ulvophyceae; Bryopsidales; Ostreobiaceae
Source: the annotation of a GenBank genome assembly
AUGGCAGCCGCACGGCGCGGCCUUGCUGCGCUGGCCGUGCUGUGCUGCGCAUGGCUGGCGGUAGCGGCGAAUGAUGAACUCCGCGUAAGGCACGAGGCGGCGCUUGCGUCGGCAAAGGCCAGCCCACGGGAAGCAUUCUCCCGAUGGGCCGCGGAGGUGGGGAGGACUUACCACGAAGAUGCGCAGGAGUUCGAGAUGCGCUUCAAGAUCUGGCUGGAGAACCUGGAGUACAUUCUGGACUACAACAAGCGCCACGACUCACACUGGCUCACCCUGAAUCACCUGGCAGACAAGCGCGACGACGAGUACAGGGAGUUGUUGGGAACGCGGGUGCCAGAAGAGCGGAUGCGACUGGCGGCCCAGGCAGAAGUCACCAGCGAUGAGGACCGUGUCAAAGCCAUCGACUGGAGGCAGCACGGCGCCGUGACCGGAGUGAAGAACCAGGAAUCGUGCGGCGGCUGCUGGGCGUUUUCGGCCACAGGCGCGAUUGAGGGCAUCAAUGCCAUCCGCACAGGCAAGCUGCUGUCCCUCAGCGAGCAGGAGCUCAUCGACUGCGAGAAGCAGGACAACGGCUGCCGUGGGGGCUGGAUGGACGAUGCCUUCCAGUUUGUGAAGGCCCAUGGCAUCACACUGGAGGAUGAGUACAAGUACCUUGGCCACGAUGAGCAGUGCAACUUGAAGAAGGAGAGCGAGCGCUACGUGACCAUUGACGGCUACGCAGACGUUGCCAAGAGCGAGGACGCUGUGCUGAAGGCUGCGGCGCAGCAGCCCAUCAGCAUCGCCAUCGACUCCGGCAGCCGCUCCUUCAUGCUCUACGGCGGCGGCAUCUACGACGAGCCCUGCGGCACGAGCCUGGACCACGGCGUCCUGGCCGUGGGCUACAACCUCACUGCCGACACGCCCUACUGGAUCAUCAAGAACUCCUGGGGGCCGGACUGGGGUGAAGAUGGCUACAUACGCUUCAAGCACGGCCUGAACGACGGGCAGGGGCAGUGCGGCAUGGCGCUUGCCGCUUCAUAUCCGCUGAAACACUCGCCCAAUCCGCCCGAGCCCACGCCGACCCCUCCCGGCCCAGCGCCGGAGCCGCCCGUGCAGUGCGGCAAGUUCGCCACGUGCCCCGCGGGCUCCACGUGCUGCUGCGAGAUGAUGGUCGUGAGCUUCUGCCUAAACUGGGCGUGCUGCCCGCACCCCGACGCCACGUGCUGCGACGACCACGCGCACUGCUGCCCGGCGGACCACCCCGUGUGCGACGCGGGCAGGGGCAACUGCAUCGACCCUGCCUCGAAGACGGUGGUCCCGUGGGCCCCGAAGACCAAGGCCGCGGCGCACUACCCGUGGACGGACGCCGCCCGGGGCAUCGUGCAGCUUGGCACCGAAGAAGCUACAGAGAAGUCGCGCCCCUUGGGGCAGUUUCCGACGACCUGA